AAUGUUAUGAACAGAAGCAAUAUAAAAAUGGCCUCAAGUUUUGCAAGAUGAUUCUUUCGAAUCCAAAAUUUGCUGAACAUGGAGAGACUUUGGCUAUGAAAGGCUUAACAUUGAACUGUUUAGGAAAAAAAGAAGAAGCAUAUGAAUUUGUUCGUAAAGGACUUCGUAAUGAUGUCAAGAGUCAUGUCUGUUGGCAUGUAUAUGGACUCUUGCAGCGUUCUGAUAAGAAAUAUGAUGAAGCUAUUAAGUGUUACCGAAAUGCCCUGAAAUUAGAUAAAGAUAAUCUGCAAAUUUUGAGGGAUCUCUCUCUAUUGCAGAUCCAAAUGAGAGACCUUGAAGGUUACCGAGAGACAAGGUAUCAGCUUCUUCAGUUGCGCCCAACACAGCGUGCUUCCUGGAUUGGGUAUGCUAUUGCAUACCAUUUGCUGAAAGAUUACGACAUGGCACUAAAACUAUUGGAAGAAUUUAGACAAACUCAGCAAGUUCCUCUCAACAAAAUUGACUAUGAAUAUAGUGAACUGAUAUUAUACCAGAAUCAAGUGAUGCGAGAAGCAGAUCUAUUUCAGGAAUCUUUAGAACAUAUAGAAACAUACGAGAAACAAAUAUGUGAUAAACUUUCAGUGGAAGAAAUUAAAGGGGAAAUGCUGUUGAAAUUGGGAAGAUUAAAAGAAGCCAGUGAAGUAUUCAAAAAUCUGAUUGAUCGGAAUGCGGAAAAUUGGUGUUAUUAUGAAGGCUUGGAAAAAGCUCUGCAACUUAGCACUUUAGAGGAGAGGCUUCAGAUUUAUGAAGAAAUUAGUAAGCAGCACCCCAGAGCAAUUUCACCUAGAAGAUUGCCUUUGAAUCUUGUCCCAGGUGAAAAAUUUAGAGAGCUAAUGGAUAAGUUCCUGAGAAUUAACUUCAGUAAAGGCUGCCCACCGUUGUUUACUACUUUGAAAUCUUUAUAUUACAAUACAGAAAAGAUUUCUGUGAUCCAGGAACUUGUUACUAAUUAUGAAGCCUCUCUUAAAACAUGUGACUUUUUUAGCCUUUAUGAAAAUGGGGAGAAGGAGCCCCCAACAACACUACUCUGGGUUCAGUAUUUCCUGGCACAGCACUUUGAUAAACUUGGGCAAUAUGCUUUGGCUCUGGAUUAUAUUGAUGCUGCAAUUGCUAGUACUCCAACUCUAAUAGAAUUAUUCUAUAUGAAAGCAAAAAUUAACAAGGUAAAAUCCUAG
Messenger RNA from Myotis brandtii (Brandt's bat), 1214 nucleotides. Its product is annotated as N-alpha-acetyltransferase 16, NatA auxiliary subunit. Gene Ontology annotation, cellular component: NatA complex; cytoplasm. Bases 48 to 1214 code for a protein of 388 amino acids. The transcript is spliced from 10 exons. The record is from RefSeq and is a predicted model, not a curated record. NCBI's taxonomy places the organism in Eukaryota, Metazoa, Chordata, Mammalia, Chiroptera, Vespertilionidae. Gene Ontology annotation, molecular function: protein binding; protein-N-terminal amino-acid acetyltransferase activity. Gene Ontology annotation, biological process: N-terminal peptidyl-methionine acetylation.